UCGCAAUUCGCAACUCGCAACUCUGCCGUCAAAUUCGAGAUACUGGAUACUGGAUACUGGAAUCCUACCAGGUUCAUAUAAUAGACGACCGAAUAACAUAACAUUCUCGUGCGCUCCAUGUGAGCAGGCAGCCGACGACAAGAUGCUGUACGAGCUAAUUGGAAUCGUCCGACCCGGCAACCUCGCCGAGGUAAAAGAAAUCGUCCUAACAGCCGGCCAACUAAUCCUCCAACAAAAAGGCGUAAUCCGCGGCAUCGCCAACUGGGGCGUCUUCCUGCUGCCCAAGGCCACCAGCGUGCACCAGAUGCGCCACCACUCGGGCCACUACUUCGCCAUGCGCUUCGACGCCAGCGUCGGCACCCAGCAGGCCGUGCGCAACAUGUUGGCCCUCGACCCCCGCAUGAUCCGCCACGCCUCCGUCAAGCUCGGCGACGGGAAACUAACUACCAUGAGCCGAUUCGGCGGGCCCGAGUGGUCGAGCUAGGUUUAUGAGCUAAGGGAUAUGAGAUGAGAAGAGAUGAGACGAGGCUUAGGUCUCGUCUCGGAGUCUGGUUACGAGUUUGGCUGCAGGGUACGGGAGUGAGUGGUGCUGUAUAUGUAUAGUACACCUGCUCGCUUUACCUGGCCUUCUGUCUUCCUGCAUUUGGAGGAGGAUCGAUACGUUAUUCCCAUAACCAUGUGCACGAGCGCAAUGGUUAGUAUCAGAGCAGCGGCAAAAGAGAGCUCCUAUAUCAGGUAGCCGAGGGAUAGCAACGAUGACGCAACUUAGGGGCCUGGAUGAUAUGAAUGGUUGAUUAAGCUGCGGAUUCGCUUGCUUGCUGCAUACAUAUGACAUGAUAUGAGGCACAUGCAAGGUAUAUAUACCAGAACUAUAAAUACAGACAUGGUAAAGACA
Molecule: messenger RNA, 895 nt
Organism: Daldinia vernicosa
Lineage: Eukaryota; Fungi; Ascomycota; Sordariomycetes; Xylariales; Hypoxylaceae
Product: ribosomal protein S6
Exons: 3
Coding region: 143-484 (113 amino acids)
Biological process (GO): translation
Cellular component (GO): mitochondrial small ribosomal subunit; ribosome
Molecular function (GO): small ribosomal subunit rRNA binding; structural constituent of ribosome
Source: RefSeq, a predicted model, not a curated record